This is a messenger RNA of Vicia faba (fava bean), 738 nucleotides long. NCBI's taxonomy places the organism in Eukaryota, Viridiplantae, Streptophyta, Magnoliopsida, Fabales, Fabaceae. The record is from the annotation of a GenBank genome assembly.
AUGAUGGAGGAAUUUCAUAAGUUAUAUGAAUCCACAAGUAUGAUAACUAAUCCCUCUAAAUUUAAAGUAUACUUUGGCGGUGUUAAUGAUGUAACUCAGCAGAGAAUCCUGGAUACAACACACUUCUUUAUAGGAGAUUUACCAUUAAAGCACCUUGGUGUUCCAUUGUCGAGUAGGAAGUUGAAUGUGCAUCACUAUAGACCUCUAAUUGUGAAAGUUACCCAUAAAAUUGAAGUUAUUUGUAGGAAUUUCCUUUGGAGUGGUACAGAGAAAGGUAGUAAAAAGGCCCAUGUGGAUUGGGACACUAUUUGCAAUCCUAAAAAUGCAGGAGUUGAAAUGUACAAGGCUAUUAGAGGAGAUAAACCAAAGUUAGAAUGGGACGAGAUCUUAUUGGAUAAUUAUGCCAAACCGUGUGCUAUUUUUCUCUUUGGGGUGAAACAAACUUGGUGGAAGCAGAUUCUUGAAUUAGUUAGAUACAAAAAACAACAUGUGGAUUUGACCAAUGAGAAAGAAUGUGUGAGGAAUGAAACCAAGAAGAAAGGCGGGAAAAGAAUUAUGUUGAAGUUGGCCAUGGCAGAAACGGUUUAUGGUAUUUGGAGGAAAAGUAAUGAUAUUAUUUUCUCACAGAAAUGCGGAGACAAUAAUGUAAUAGAGAAUGUCAUAGAUAUCAUUAUUUGUAGAUGCAAUAUGCAUCCAAAUUUGAAAAGUAGGAUAACAAUUUUGAUAACUCUUGUGUAA